AUGAACUCUUCAAAACAAAAUGACAUUCCUCAAGAUCAUAUCAGUUUAACAGACUCUUCAGAUUUUUCUAUUGAUUCCCAACAAUCUAAAUUUUAUAAUAGCAAAAUACUUGGAAAGAGUUUUACCCCGCCAAAACUUACGUUUAAAGACUUAUUGGAUAUCAAGAGAAAUAGUGAAUCCAGCUCUGACUUGCCUAAAGAUCUUCCGAUUUAUCAUGCACCUACAGAAUCAGUGACUCCAUCUAUAGAGUUUCAAAAUGAAAGAAAAAUAAAUCUUGAUUCAACACCUAAAACAUCGAAAAAGAAAGCACCGAAAAUUCAUGUACCAAAACUUAUAAAAUUCAAUAAACUUAUUGAUGAUAUUGCUAUUCCAGAGGAACCUAUCAGAGAGUAUCAAUUUUUAAGAAACGAGCCACUUAUUUUACCAAAAAAAGAAAAGAAUUCAUUAGAUUUGAAUGAAAUUUUAUUGAAGUGUCAAAAAGAAAAGCAGGAUAAAGGAAGCUAUUAUUUGGCUAAAAAUGUAUUGACGGAUGCUGAUAAUAAAGAUAACUUUGUGAUCGAAGCACCAGAAAGGGUGGAAGGAUUUAUUUCUAAAAAAAUAUCAAUUGACCCAAGGGAAAUUAUGAGAGAAAAACUGAAAAAUGCAGCAAAUGAAAGAAAAACAAGCAAUAUCAGUAAUGAAAUGCUUUUUAACAAGCCGAAAACAGAGCUGGAAGGAGGCGAUUUUAAUGAUUUUUGCUAUAGCUCUAGAGAAUGGCAGCCUGAGAUUAAAGAAGCUGAAGGUGAAAUUGACAGCUUUCAUGAAGAUCAUGCAAAAAUUAUUCCUGAAAAAAAUCUCUGCACUCAAAUUAAUGAGAAAAUAAAAAAAGCCGCUAAAUUGCAUAGAAAUGAAAUUAAGCCAAGAACAAGGAAUGGACUCUGCAUAUUAAGCGAAUGGCAUGAAGAAAUAGGAGAUUUAGAUCAAGUAGUUAAUUUGGAUAUUAACGUAAAUUUAUCAAAAAAUGAUGGAGAAGAUUCACUUAAGAGAAAAAUUAACAAAGCAAGGGAAGAUGUGAAUGGUGCUGGGAUAAAAAGGAUAAAAGACGCUAAUGGGACGCCAAAAAUCGUAUGAGAUCGAAAGCUAGUAGAUCUUUAUUUGUAA
Messenger RNA from Blepharisma stoltei, 1140 nucleotides. The record is from the annotation of a GenBank genome assembly. Lineage: Eukaryota; Ciliophora; Heterotrichea; Heterotrichida; Blepharismidae.